AAAAAAAAAAUAGAUAAAACCAAAGCCAAAAAAACCCCAAAAAAACAAAAACAAAACCCAAAAAUAAUAAUAGUAACGACCGCAAAAUUUUGAAGAUAAAGAACGCUAUUGAUUUUUAUAUAUGUCUAUGAGUUUCAAAAUGGCAAUGGCAAAACCAGUUUGAUCGUGUGUUUAAAGUACCUGUGAUCGACCAUUUGCAGUAUUUGUAUAUGUCCCGGUGCUUGGAAGAGUAUUGGAUCGUUAGCGACGACAUUGUGUUUCUGUGAAACCACAAGCAGCAAAAAUGUUACGAGAAUUAGAAAUUACGUCUACAGUUUUCUUGAACUUUGGUGUAUACUUCGCAUUGGCGGGUUGUUAUUAUAAAUCGUACUAUAACAGGUACUAUUGUAGUUACAGUUACUAUGACUACAACUACUAUUACAUUGGUGACGGGGCAAUAGCUGGAAUUAUCAUCGGGGUGUUAGCGGCUAUUGGAUUGCUGAUAUUCGUCUUUGUCUGUGUUUGUAUCAAGAACUGCAAGGGAGUUCACUUCCGAACGAGGUCACGAUUCGGAUGGCCAGUCGGGAAUUUAAAUAGCUCAGUGACGUACCAAAAUACAGUUCGACAAACAAGAUUGUUUCAUCAACAGCCAUAUCCAACUACUACACUGAAUUAUACAACGGCUCCCGUCCAAACAUAUCUAUACGGAAACACACAUGUUCAGUACGGGAUACCGCCACCCGUCAAUGCACCGGUACCGUACAGCGCCACCUAUACAGCUCCUCCGCCGACCUAUUCUUCCGUGUUCACUACGCAUGCUCCAGUGGGUAAAAUGUAAAUCAGUUCACUCCUUCGUCUGGGGAACCUGGUAGUUCAAAGACACAAGAUGGAUACUUGAUAAAGUGAUUACUAAGGCUGGUAAAAAUGACGAUUGGCAAAUUCAAUCAUGGUCCUCAAAUGAAUUCCAUUUAUGAAAGAUCUCGUAGUUUCCGCACGUUGAGCACCCCCUUGCAAACAGUGUACUCGUAUUCUUAAUUAAUACAUUUAACUUCUAAUCGUUCCUUUCCGGAAAAACAAUUAAAUUGGAUUUGGAUUGAGGACUCUUACCGAAUCAAAAUAUAGAUUUCAAAUGGGCUUCAUCUGUGAAUAAAUCAUGUGAGGGUCACUCGGUAGUUUUGCUGAAAUUAAAUCCCCAAAUGAUUUUUGAUGGACUGUGUUAUAAUGAACCUGUUUAUAUUGUAUAGACGUGGUAGGUCUAUUACUUCGUAUGAUUUUAUCAUUUGUGAUAUUGGCCAUUAUCCUUCCCUACUCUGAAAUCGAUAUCGACUACAGUUUAUAUGAAACGUAUUUACUGUGAUUGUUCCACGACAACGAGUAGACUUCUUUUCAAAUUUUCAGACUAGCGUACGCUACUUAAUCUAUACUGCAUGUAGAGACGAAUAUUCAUUGCUGCCUGUGUAGCUCCCUACAGAAUACAAUCUACAUUAUAAGACUAUGUGAAAUACUGUGACUUACUGUCACACUGAAGUGUCCUGGAAGUUUGUUGAUAUUGAUUGUGUUUUCCUGCAUCUGGAAUGAGUUUUGUGUUUGCAGUAUGCAGAUGCUGGCAAUAGUAGACGUAAUCAAAUGAACCAUAUAAAGAGGUCAAAACUGUUACGUACAAUUAGUAUUUGUCCCGUACAAUCAGUAGUCGCCACGUACAAUUAGUAACAGUAGCGAACAAUCAUGUAAUGGCAACCCUUAUAUUUUGAAAUUUAAGCAUACAUUUGAGCUUUUCAUAUUUUUAUUGCAGAUGAUUUUUUUGCAUGCUUCAAACAAAUUUUAACGCGAAAAACACAUAAUUGUGAUGACCUAAUCUGUAAUAUGACCUCUGUGUGUGUUAAUUUAAUUUUGUCCGUCAUCAUUUCAUGUGGAGGCAUGAAAUAAACAUACUACACAGCUGAUAUGUUUGCAAACAAACGAAUAUUCUUAAUAAGUUAUAGAUAUAUCCUAUUUUGUUUCUGUGUGAUUUCCAUGCCACAUUCUCUUAUUUGAACUUUUCACACUUCAUUGUAUAUUAUGGUUCGAACGUAUUUUGUCUUAGAUAAAGUAUUUGCAUUAUUA
This is a messenger RNA of Ostrea edulis (European flat oyster), 2082 nucleotides long. RefSeq names its product cysteine and tyrosine-rich protein 1-like. The transcript is spliced from 4 exons. Lineage: Eukaryota; Metazoa; Mollusca; Bivalvia; Ostreida; Ostreidae. Bases 284 to 817 code for a protein of 177 amino acids. The record is from RefSeq and is a predicted model, not a curated record.